Molecule: messenger RNA, 3390 nt
Organism: Python bivittatus (Burmese python)
Lineage: Eukaryota; Metazoa; Chordata; Lepidosauria; Squamata; Pythonidae
Source: RefSeq, a predicted model, not a curated record
UUACUGGAAAUCGCUGACGGCUCAGAUGGAUCGCCUGGAACUGCAAAAAGUCAACACAGAACUUGAUGAGGAGAGCAACAGCGGCGAAAGCACUGAAGACAAUGACGCAGAUAUGGUUGAUCCAGAGAAGGCAACUAUUAGCAGCCACUUUGUUGGUGAUGAUGCAGAAAGCCAGAAGUUUCUUGCUAACGGCUUCUUGGGUAAAAAGAAAAUGGAAAGUUAUACAGAUGAAUAUCAUCCAGGAAAUAUAUCGUUUGGUAUUUCAGCAUUUAACCUAAGCAACGCCAUCAUGGGGAGUGGUAUCUUAGGGUUAUCCUAUGCCAUGGCCAACACUGGAAUUGUACUUUUUAUAAUCUUACUCCUCAGCGUAGCUGUAAUGUCCCUCUAUUCAGUACAUCUGUUACUGAAGACAGCUAAAGAAGGAGGCUCACUAAUAUAUGAAAAAUUAGGUGAAAAGGCAUUUGGGUGGCCUGGAAAAAUUGGUGCUUUUAUUUCUCUCACAAUGCAGAACAUUGGAGCAAUGUCAAGCUACCUCUUUAUUAUUAAGUAUGAACUGCCAGAAGUAAUCCGAGCAUUUUUAGGACUUGAAGAGAAUUCUGGGGAAUGGUAUCUGAAUGGCAACUACCUUGUGAUAUUUGUAAGCAUUGGAAUUAUUCUCCCCCUUUCACUGCUAAAAAAUUUAGGUUAUCUUGGUUAUACAAGUGGAUUUUCGCUUACUUGUAUGGUAUUCUUUCUCAGUGUGGUAAUCUACAAGAAAUCUCAAAUACCUUGUCCUCUCCCGCUCUUGGACAAUAAUGUUGGUAACUGGUCCUACAAUUACACCACAGUUCCGCUACAUGUAAUGGCAUUACCAAAUGAUUCUGCUAAUUUGGAACUAAAUUUGAUGAUGGACAGCACUAACAAACAGUAUUCUUCAGUUUUUGAAGAAACCAAAGCUAAGCUACAUCAAAGUGGAGUAGAAUAUGAAGCCCAUGGAGAAGACAAUGACAAAUGCCAAGCCAAGUAUUUUGUGUUUAACUCACGGACUGCCUACACAAUACCAAUUCUGGCAUUUGCAUUUGUGUGUCAUCCGGAGGUAUUACCUAUAUACAGUGAACUUAAAAACCGAUCUCGAAAACGGAUGCAAAAUGUUUCCAACGUCUCCAUAAUGGGAAUGCUCAUCAUGUACCUCCUUGCUGCCCUUUUUGGCUAUCUUACUUUCUAUGGUGAAGUAGAAGAUGAGUUGCUUCAUACAUAUAGGAAGGUUUACACCUUUGACACUCUGCUUUUGUUGGUCCGCCUUGCAGUCCUUGUGGCUGUGACUCUCACUGUACCAAUAGUCCUAUUCCCAAUCCGUACUUCCCUUACCACACUUUUGUUCCCCAGAAGGCCUUUCAGUUGGAUAAGACACUUCUUAAUUGCUAUUGUUAUCCUUAUAUUUAAUAACCUUUUGGUCAUCUUUGUCCCUACUAUUAAAGACAUCUUUGGAUUCAUAGGUGCCUCUGCUGCAACAAUGUUGAUUUUUAUUUUGCCUGCUGCCUUUUACCUUCGGAUUGUCAAGAAAGAGCCUUUGAGGUCACCUCAAAAAAUUGGAGCCCUGAUUUUCCUCAUUGUUGGCAUCAUCUUUAUGUUUGGGAGCAUGACUCUAAUUCUCUUGGAUUGGAUUUACAACUCUUCACAUUCCAAUCAGCAUUAAUUUGGAAGGAAACUGCAAGUGUUUCUUUUUCUUUGCUACUGGGAGUGGUUGAAUUUCAUCAGCCAUGUGCAAACAAACAAACAAGACUUUUGACGUAUAGAAGAGGACAUUACUUCUAGUCAAUAACUGCAAGAUUCCAAAGACUUUGCUAAUACCACUAAGAUGGACCUAUGGCGGAUUAAAUCCUCCUUCAGUAAAGGAUGGUUAUUUAUGCAUUCACACCUGUGUCAAUUUUUUUGGGACCAGGUCAAAAUAAAAAUGUGUAUUGUGGAGAUGCCAGGAUCUAAUUAUGUAUAUAGUCCCUCAAAUAGACUGUUACUUUAGUUUUGAUAACUACUAUUUCUAUAAACUAGAAAGCAAUGCAGCCCUUUGAAAAUUAUGCUGGUGUCUUUUAACUAGCCUGUGAGUAUGGUUUAUUCUGUAUUGUACCCAAUCCUGAAAAAAAGAGGUUGGAAUAUUUAUAAGUUAUCCAAAAGUGGAGAUCACCUUAUUGCCAAAAGAAAACAAUGUAUAUAUGUAUGAAUAGUGUAUAUACGCAGAUAAAGAAAAAUAAGAUAAAUGAAGCUAUUAUUGUUUUAAAUGGCUGUCUAUAAUAUUAAUAAGUACAAUCAAAACAAGAUAUAUAAACAGCAUUAAUCUCUGUAAGUAAUUCACUUACUCAUCAAUCAAUUAUAUUAAGUAAUUACAGGAGUGCCCACCAGGGAAGGUGAGCAAAUGUGAUAAAUGCUUUGUUAUACUAACUUUCAACAAUAUUGUCUGUUACAAAAAUUGGCUGCCAUUGGGGACUGAAAAAGUCCUUUCCUUGCAACUGUGUGUUAUACAGAGAAUUCAGGCCAAUGGAUAGUUAUAAGUGACUACUGUAUCAGAAUUCUCCAAUUUAUGGCGCUGUGCUCAAAAGACAAACUGAAUCUCAGCCAACCAAAGCUGGGUCUACUGUUUAAUGCUACCCAAAUACACUUUUUCUUCUUUACGUUGCAUUUACAACUUCCAAACUGGCUUUGCAAUCAUUCUUUGGCUUAUGAGUUGUGUUACAUUGUCAAAAAUGAGCACUCUCUGUCCCACCAAUAAAUUUAAAAGUUCAUCAUAUUGAGAGUUUCUCUGCUUCUACCAGCCGAUAAAUUAGUGUAAUCUUUAAUAUGAUGUCAGUAGUUGCAUGAGGAUGUCUAAUCAUGACAACUAGAAUGGGCUCACUUGUCAGAGAGAGGCUGGUUUUAGUGGGAUAUAUAAGUAUAUAUAACAUACAUCAAACUGAUCCUGCACACGUAAUUCUGUUUUGAUCUUAAAUAUUUAACAAACUGGAUCUUGGUUUGUAAUUUGUCUUCCACAAUAGUUCAGAUGGAUUUAAUGCACUCACAAGAAAUGUGAAAGCAUGCCAACUAGUAUUGUUCAAUGCAUUUGAAUUUGAUAAUAUAGCCAGUACAGGACAUUGUAAGCAUUGAUAUAUAUGUUCCAUAUAAAUAUGUAUGUACAUAAUAUUAUUCUCUAUCAAAAGUUCCUGUAUGGUAUAAUGCUUUGAUUUUUAUAUCUAAGUUUGUGUAGUUGUUGCUUUACUAUUCCCAAGCAUGAUAUCAUUUAGAAGCAGCAUUGUUUUAAUGAGCUCUAAAGCUUCAUUUCUCAUUUCCCUGUUUGAAAUUUCUGAAAAGCCCAAAGAAUACCUAAAUAAAAUGACACAUCAAAUGUCACUAAAAUAAAUGACAAUAAACUUAUAGGAUUCA